UAAUGACAUAAAUUGUCACAAAUGUCUAUUUUUAGGUUAAAUAAAUUGAAAUUGAAAUCCAGAAAUUUUUCAACUGAGCUGUUAAAAUUUGUUCCCAAGUAUAGUGCAGUGUCACAAGAUGAUAUAAACGCUUUAAGAAAUUUUAUAGACAAUUCUAAAAAAUUGCUAGUCCUUACAGGAGCUGGCAUAUCAACAGAAUCAGGUAUACCAGAUUAUCGAUCUGAAGAUGUUGGUUUAUAUGCAAGAACAAAUCACAAGCCUAUUCAGUACCAAGAGUUUCUAAAAAAUGCUGCUUCUAGGAAAAGAUAUUGGGCCAGAAACUUUGUGGGAUGGGAUAAUUUUUCACAACGACAACCAAAUGUUAUUCAUUAUUCAAUUAGAAACCUGGAACAUGAUUUGAAGAAGGUAUCUAGUGUUGUUACUCAGAAUGUAGACAACUUACAUUACAAAGCUGGAAGUGAAAAAGUGAUAGAAUUGCAUGGAAGUGGCUAUAGAGUAAUAUGUUUAGGCUGUAAAGCUAACUACACUAGACAUGACAUCCAGCAAGAAUUAAGGAAACUAAAUCCACACAUGCCAGAAGCUACAACAAUGAUUAGGCCAGAUGGAGAUGUUGAUAUUCCACAGGAAGCCAUUGAUAUAUUUAAACAACCAAUCUGUGUUACCUGUAACGGAAUUUUAAAACCAGAUAUUGUAUUUUUUGGAGACAAUGUUCCUCUAGAACGAGUAAAAGCUGUGAAGGAAGCUGUUAAUAAUAGCGAUUCUGUGUUAGUCUUAGGAACUAGCUUGACAGUAUUUUCAAGUUACAGGAUUGUUUUACAGGCAGCCGAAGAAAAGAAAAAGAUAGCAAUUGUUAAUAUUGGUCAAACGAGAGGUGAUCACUUGGUGGAUUUAAAAAUAUCUGGUAGAUGUGGACAUAUUUUACCAAUGGUCUGUUAAUAAUUGAUUUAAAAAACAUUAUAAACUUGUACAGUAAGUGUUAAUAUGUAAUAUAA
Messenger RNA from Diabrotica balteata, 992 nucleotides. NCBI's taxonomy places the organism in Eukaryota, Metazoa, Arthropoda, Insecta, Coleoptera, Chrysomelidae. The record is from the annotation of a GenBank genome assembly.